Molecule: messenger RNA, 1369 nt
Organism: Gasterosteus aculeatus aculeatus (three-spined stickleback)
Lineage: Eukaryota; Metazoa; Chordata; Actinopteri; Perciformes; Gasterosteidae
Source: RefSeq, a predicted model, not a curated record
UAACGUUGUUAUAGUCAUCGUUUUACUCGAUGCGAGAAAAGGCACCGGUGCCUCUUACGUGUUGUUAAAUUCCACGAUAGAUACCCACAACUAAUUAAAAAAAAAAACUUUUAACUGUUAAUUGAUAGCUUUCACAUGAUGGAGGUGAUGGAGACAAUUGUGAUCCAAAGUACUGAAGUGGAAGAAAAGGAAACGGUUGUGUCCAGCGCGGACACCGAUAAAACCAAAGCAGAAUUCAUCUGGACUCUGCAGGCUACGUGGCACCUCGUCAACACCAGACUAGAAAUGGACCUCGCUUUCGAUCAGCCUGUGUGCAAGAAAAAAAAACUCUGGGAGACGGUGGCAGAGAAAGUGAACACAAAACUAAGAGAGUCGGAGGUCACCGAUAUCACAGUGAAGGCGUACGAGUGUGACCUCAAGUGGAGAAACAUGUUGGCCACAUACAGGAAGAACUGCGAGAGGGCCAAGAGGCUGGGGGCCUCCAGCGUCCACUGGGAGUUCUUCAAGGCCAUGCACGAGAUCCUGGGGAAGAGCAGAGAGGAGAUUGAAGCCCAGCGACGGGCAAAACUCAGCGGGACGAGAGUGGGCAAGGCCGUGGUCAGCAAGAGGUUCACCCCUAUCCUUCCGAACCCUCCAACAACAGCUGCCCCCUGCACCGCCAGGCCUCCACAGGACGUCCUACAGCUGUACAUGGAGCUGCAGGAGAGGAAGAUGAACAUGUGGGCCCAGCAGAAAGCCCUGGAGGAGAGGAAGAUAGACGCCAUUAACAACCUGGCACAGGCCAUCUCCAGCCUGGCUCAGAAGAACAGCACACACAUGUCAAAGGAUGGACUUUAGGCCAGAUGACACGCUGUUUUUUUUAUUGCCAAAAACUGCUGCACGAAGAACGCAGGUUGAGGGCGUUUGUAAUAAAUGUUUUUAAGAUGUUAACUGUUACCGUUUUAAGAACAAUAGGGCCUGCUUUUCUGUUGAUGGUCUAAUGGAUGUAAACAUCACCUAUUUGUAUACUGCCUGCAAGAAGGGCAUUAUGGUUGGCUGAUGUUGUAGAGCAAGAAACACUCAGAUAUGACUCAAAUAAGAAAAUACACCCUAACAUCAGUGCACCAGUUUGUAUAUCAGAUGUCAUAAACCUAUGCAAUAGUUGUGCAAACUGAAAUGGAAAUGAUCAUAAGGGAUUAUGAUCAUUGCUCAAAGGAAAUCAGUUUGACUAAAACACAUUUUUAGUGAAAACUGAUUUAUAUUUUUAACAGUAUUCAUUGAUGCUGGUACUGUUCAUGUAUUAAUCAUUUACACAAUCGCUAUGCAAAACUUUCCUUUGUAAUGUUUUCCAAUAAACAAUCCUGCAAUAAAGACGACUUCUGUACAGAGA